Messenger RNA from Rubroshorea leprosula, 1490 nucleotides. NCBI's taxonomy places the organism in Eukaryota, Viridiplantae, Streptophyta, Magnoliopsida, Malvales, Dipterocarpaceae. The record is from the annotation of a GenBank genome assembly.
GGAAGAAACCAUAAUAGAAAGAAAUUAGAUUCAGCUAAGUCUAGUCUCUCCUUUUUCUAUCCUCUUGAUCUUCAACCGGAAACAAUGGAGAACGAAAACGGAUCGGCGAAAACCACCGGGAAAGUUAUUAGAUGCAAAGCUGCAGUGUGCAGAAGCCCUGGCACAGCACUGGUGAUUGAGGAAAUUGAAGUUGAUCCCCCAAAAGCUUACGAAGUUCGCAUCAAAAUCCUAUGCACUUCACUCUGUCACUCUGAUAUUUCCUUCUGGAAACUAAACAUCCAGCACCCAUUCGCCGUUUUCCCCAGAAUUUUUGGACACGAAGCUGUCGGAGUUGUUGAGAGCGUAGGGGAGAAUGUGGAGGAAGUGAAGGAGGGGGAUUUGGUGCUGCCGGUGUUUCAACCGCACUGUGGAGAUUGCAGGGACUGCAAAUCCCCAAAGAGUAACGCUUGUAGGGGUCUUCCAAAGUUAUAUGACAAGAUGCCGAGGGACGGGACCAGCAGGUUCCGGAGCAUCAACGGGGAGGUGGUGCACCAUUUCUUGUUCGUGUCCAGCUUUGCCGAGUACACAGUGGUGGACGCCGCCCACGUCGUCAAGAUUCAGCCGGAUAUUCCUGUGGAGAAGGCCUGCUUGCUUAGCUGCGGGGUGUCAACGGGGGUAGGGGCAGCGUGGAAGGUAGCGGAUGUUGAAGAGGGCUCCACCGUUGCAAUCUUCGGUCUCGGAGCUGUUGGACUCGCGGUUGCGGAAGGAGCAAGGUCACGUCGAGCUUCAAAGAUUAUAGGAGUCGAUUUGAAUCCUGAAAAAUUUGAGAUUGGAAAAAAGUUUGGGAUAACUGAUUUCAUCAACCCUACUGCAUGUGGGAACAAAAAAGUCAGCGAGGUGAUUAAGGAAAUGACAGAUGGGGGAGCUGAUUACUGCUUUGAGUGCGUUGGGUUAACAUCACUGAUGGAAGAAGCUUUUAACAGUAACAGAGGGGGGUGGGGCAAGACAGUAAUUCUGGGAGUGGACGUGAAUAGCCUGUCGUUACCUCUGAACCCUCAUGAGCUUCUACAAGGCAGAAGUGUCACUGGGUCACUUUUUGGAGGAUUGAAACCUAAAUCCGACAUUCCCUUCCUUGUUGAAAAAUACCUGCACCAGGAACUCAAUUUGGAAGGGUUUGUAACGCACGAAGUAAGCUUCCAGGAUAUUAACAAGGCUUUUGAAUUGCUGGUUCAGGGGAAGACCAUCCGCUGCAUCAUUUGGAUGGAGAACUAAAUAAUAAAGGAAAUUGAUGGAAUACCAUUAUUACCAAGGUUUUACUUUGGUUAGAAGUUCAUAUUGAAAGCGUGUAUUUUUUUUGUUUUUUUGUUUGAACAUUGGGGAAUUUUAGGGGGAAGGAGGAGAUUUUACAGUCUUCUUGCCAUGUUCAUUUGAACCUGGGUCAUGGCCAAGGUUUUGGUGCACUUUUGCCAGCCCUACCAGCUUUAAAAAAAAAACAAAAAAACCUAAGAUAA